UUGAAGGAAGAGGCGCCGUGGAAGCUAAAGACAGCGAAUGUUGAAGCUCCGCCUUCCCGCCGGCGCCGCCAGGUCGCAUAGCCGCUCCUUCGCUACCAAGUACACCGGACGCGUGGUCCACGAGGGUGACUCAGGUCGCACACUCUCCGUCGCCGUCGACCCCCCAGCCGCAGCCGCAACCGCAGCCGCCCCGCGAGAUGUCCGAGGCUAUGCCUAUCCUAGAAAGGAUCUCGUCUGCCGCCUCGCCCACCUCCUCCGCCGUCGCACUUCCUCCUCCACUGAUUCCCUCCCGCCGGACCUCCUUGACUACUUCCAAUCCCUCGCCGUUACGCCCACCCCGCUCGAGGUGAGCGAGGCUCUUCGCGCAGCAUGCCCCACCCCCGCCACCGCCCUCGCCUUCUUCCGCCUCGUCGCCUCCCUCCCCGGAUUCCGCCACGAUGUGUCCAGCUAUAAUCGGAUGAUAAACAUCCUCGGGCGCUCGGGCGAUGCCGCUGGCGUUGCCAGCCUCGUGGGCGAGAUGAAGACGGAAGGCGUCCGUGGCACUAUCUCCACUAUCAAUAUGCUGAUCGGGAUAUACGGAGCGUCGCCGCCAGCGGAACUCGACCGGUGCCUGGGGCUCGCCGCCAGGUGGGGGUUGGUUUUAAAUUGCUACAGCUACAAAUGCUUAGUCCAGGCGUGGCUCCGGUCGGGCGAUGCUGACGGGGCGUACGGUGCCUACCAGAAGAUGAGGAGCCGAGGUUUCAAAUUAGACGUCGUUGGGUACAACAUGCUGUUGGAUGCCCUGGCGAAGCAUGAUCAGGUUGACAAAGCUUACAAGGUUUUCCAGGAUAUGAAGCAAAAGCACUGUGAACCAGACGAGUAUACAUACACUAUCCUUAUCCGGAUGGCUGGAAAGAAAGGUCGGGUAGAUGAGUUCCUUAGCUUUUUUGAUGAGAUGAUUUCAAAGGGUUGUACCCCAAACCUUAUUGCCUACAACACCAUGCUUCAGGCUCUUGCUAUAAAUCACAUGGUGGAAAGGACAAUUUUCCUGUUCUCUAAGAUGGUGGAGAAGGGGUGUCGACCCAAUGAAUUUACCUACAAAGUCAUCCUACAAGUCCUGGUAGCAACAGGACAGUUAGAUAGAUUGAGCAAAGUAGUAGAAAUCUCAAAGAACCACAUGAAUAAGGGAAUCUAUGCUUAUAUGGUAAGAACACUCAGCCGACUGGGCCAUGCUAGCGAAGCUCACAAGUUAUUUUGCAACAUGUGGAGCCAUGACCAGAAGGGUGAUCACACUGCAUGUCUGUCCAUGUUAGAGAAUCUCUGCAAUGCCGGGAAGACAGAAGAAGCGCUGGAUCUGCUAACUAAGAUUGAAGAGUAUGGAUUAAAUUUUGACAGUGUCAUGUAUAAUCUGGUAUUCUCUGCCCUUGGCAAGGCAAGACAGGUAUCUUCUAUACUAGCUCUUUAUGAGAAGAUGAAGAAGGAUGGGCCCCCACCAGAUGUCUUUACAUAUAACAUUCUUAUUUCAACCUUUGGGAGAAUGAGGCAUGUCAAGGAGGCCCUAAGAUUCUUUGAGGAAAUGGAGAAAAGUGACUCUAAACCCGAUGUUGUCACUUACAAUUCAUUAAUCAAUUGCCUUGGAAAAAAUGGCGAGCUUGAUGAAGCACACAUGCGGUUCAAAGAGAUGCAAGAAAAGGGUCUCGCUCCUGAUGUGUUCACUUACAGUACUCUCAUCGAAUGUUUUGGCAAGUCAAAUUGUGUUGAGAUGGCAAGCAAAUUGUUUGAUGAGAUGAUUGCUGAAGGAUGUUAUCCGAAUAUAGUGACUUACAAUAUAUUGCUUGAUUGCCUUGAGAAGUGCGGGAAGACAUCAGAAGCUGUAAAACUCUAUGAACGGUUGAAGCAGCAGGGUUUAACUCCAGACAAUAUCACAUAUUCAGUACUUGAACGCCUGCAAAGUGGGUCGCGGAGGGUUGUGAGAGUUCAGAAGCCAAGCCGCAUUACAGGUUGGGUCGUUAGUGCAUUGAGAUGAUUCAUCAAGCAUCAUAUUUUGGUAGCACAUGUAGCUGAUGUUUUUCUCUUCCUGCGGUCAUAAAGUCACUCUCAGCAGGUUAUGGAUUGUGAGAUGUUAUCGGAUGGCAUUGCGCUCAGGAAGAAAAGGAUGAUCAGCUUAUGUUUUUAUGCAGCUCCGGCGACAGGUGCUUGAAAAUGUUGAAGGCCUGGGCGGUUGUCAUUCUGUGAAGUGCACAUCUUCUGCAAGGUGCUUCGAGGUUCAACUUACGCAUCAGAUACCGAAGGAUCUGAAGGUGCUUGUACAGCAGUAAGUCGGUUUAAGUUGUGAAAUUUUGAUGGGGGAAGGAGGAUUGGCAGACUGCAGAGGGGUUUUUGGUGUUGGGUGGCGCAGAAGAGAUGCACACCAUUACGAGACUAGUCACGGAGGUGGAAAACCUGGUAAACUGGUCAAGGGGCAUUGCGUAUAAAAAUUUUUAAGGGAAGGGUGUAGAAGGGUAAUUGAGUUUUACUUUCUUCGGCUUUUCUGAAUCCAAUUACAAUCUGAUUAUCUGUGUAUUUAUCUGAUCCAAAUCCUACCCUGUUGGCACCCUUAACUGAAGGCAUGAGAGAGAGAGAGACACCAGUGCACAUUAUUUGUCUGUAUCACUGUGUAAAGGAUGUUGAUAAAAAGGGAAGACGGACGUUGCUGUGAAACGGUGCAUCAAUUAAAUACGAUGGUUGCAGAGAAAGACUAUGACUCUUGAAAUUGUAAUGGUUAGGUUCAACUUUCAGAUCUACAGUGGGAGGAGGAUUCUAGUUUAAUAAUUGGCUGAUGGCCUAUAGUAUGACUUAUAUUGGCAGAACAUUUUACAGAGGCAGAGUGCACAUUGGUUCCAUAGCUCGCAAGAUCAGCAGCAAUUCAUUGGUCUGUUCUUCAUAGAGCAAAAAUCAGUAACUAGUGAGAAGCCACUAGGACUUUCUUUGAAAUAAAAUACUAUGAUACAUUGAUACGGCAAUGAGAAGCCAACAUGGUUGUGAUC
Nymphaea colorata (pocket water lily) is the source of this 3005-nucleotide messenger RNA. Its product is annotated as pentatricopeptide repeat-containing protein At1g51965, mitochondrial. Gene Ontology annotation, molecular function: protein binding. The coding region runs from base 38 to 2005 and encodes 655 amino acids. The record is from RefSeq and is a predicted model, not a curated record. The transcript is spliced from 2 exons. Lineage: Eukaryota; Viridiplantae; Streptophyta; Magnoliopsida; Nymphaeales; Nymphaeaceae.